CAGAUCAAAUUUACUCUUACACUCAUCCACCGGAUCAAAACGCAAUUACUUAAGGCAAAGCGAUUAAGCAAAGUAUAAUAUAGAGAGAGAGAUAAUAAGAGUGAUGUGCGUGUAUGUAUAUAUUACAAAUACACUUGAAUUGAAUUCUCGUUUUCAUUCCGGGAGAGGAGAUGGGAAGAGCAUUUGUGUAUGUUAUUUUGGGAGGAGGAGUAGCGGCUGGAUAUGCAGCUCUUGAAUUCACUCGCAAAGGUGUUUCUAGUGGUGAACUCUGUAUUAUCUCCCAAGAAUCUGUGGCGCCUUAUGAGAGACCUGCCCUGAGCAAAGGUUUUCUACUUCCAGAAGAUCCAGCACGCCUACCUUCAUUUCACACUUGUGUGGGUGCAAAUGAGGAGAGGUUAACUCCAAAAUGGUACAAAGAACAUGGAAUUGAACUGGUCCUUGGGACUCGAGUUAAGUCUGCUGAUGUGAGGAGGAAGACACUAUUGACUGCAACAGGAGAAACUAUAAGCUACAAAUUUCUCAUCAUUGCAACAGGGGCUCGGGCUUUGAAGCUUGAAGAAUUUGGAGUUAGUGGGUCGGAUGCUGAAAAUGUGUGUUAUUUACGCGAUUUAGCUGAUGCAACCAGACUUGUCAGUGUGAUGCAAUCCUCAGCAGGUGGGAAUGCUAUUGUCAUUGGUGGGGGCUACAUAGGAAUGGAGUGUGCUGCUUCAUUAGUGAUUAAUAAGAUAAAUGCCACCAUGGUUUUUCCAGAGGCUCAAUGCAUGGCUCGUUUAUUUACACCAAAGAUUGCUGGUCAUUAUGAGGACUAUUACAUAUCAAAAGGAGUCCAAUUUGUUAAAGGAACUGUUUUGUCGUCAUUUGAAUUUAACUCCGAGGGAAAGGUUACGGGGGUUAAUCUUAGGGACGGGAGUCAGCUUGCUGCAGAUAUGGUAGUUGUGGGGAUCGGGAUCCGUCCAAACACAAGCCUGUUUGAAGGCCAACUCACAUUAGAGAAAGGGGGAAUCAAAGUUAAUGGACACAUGCAAUCGAGCAACAGCUCUGUCUAUGCUGUUGGCGAUGUCGCGUGUUUCCCGGUCAAACUAUUUGGUGAGACUCGCAGACUUGAGCAUGUUGAUUCAGCUCGGAAGUCAGCAAGACAUGCUGUUGCUGCAAUAAUGGAACCAAGCAAAACACUGGAGUUUGAUUACCUUCCAUUCUUCUACUCUAGAGUCUUUUCAUUGUCCUGGCAGUUUUAUGGGGACAACGCAGGAGAAGCAAUUCAUUUCGGUGAUUUCUCAGGAACCACUUUUGGUGCGUAUUGGGUAAGUAAGGGUCAUCUCGUAGGGUCUUUUCUUGAAGGUGGAACCAAAGAGCAGUAUGAAGCUCUAGCUAAGGCAACCAGGCUCAAACCACCUGUUGAUGAUUUAACUGAGCUUGAGAGGCAGGGCCUGAGUUUUGCGUUAACAUUAAAGCAUGAUCCAUUACCAACCCCAACUGUCAAUGUUCGCAUUCCUGAUAUAGUUGUGGAGAAACCAAUAUAUGCCUGGCAUGCAACUGCUGGUGUUAUUGUGGCUGCAUCAGUAGCUGCAUUUGCGUUUUGGUAUGGAAGAAGACGCCGAAGAUGGUGAGCUUAAUACGAAGGAUUUCAGUGCACUGCUUAUCAUUACUGUAAUUUAAUGUAACAAUAUUAGGUGUAGGGGCUUCAAAGUUCUUGAUCUUCAAGAUCAACGCAUCAUUAAACCAUUAAAUGGAUCACAAUAUUCUUUAUUACUAUUGUAAAACUAUAUCUAAUCAUACUCGAUAUGAUGUUGAGGA
Molecule: messenger RNA, 1794 nt
Organism: Daucus carota subsp. sativus
Lineage: Eukaryota; Viridiplantae; Streptophyta; Magnoliopsida; Apiales; Apiaceae
Product: monodehydroascorbate reductase 4, peroxisomal
Exons: 7
Coding region: 171-1607 (478 amino acids)
Cellular component (GO): cytoplasm
Molecular function (GO): oxidoreductase activity, acting on NAD(P)H; flavin adenine dinucleotide binding
Source: RefSeq, a predicted model, not a curated record